Molecule: messenger RNA, 444 nt
Organism: Hydatigera taeniaeformis
Lineage: Eukaryota; Metazoa; Platyhelminthes; Cestoda; Cyclophyllidea; Taeniidae
Source: the annotation of a GenBank genome assembly
AUGUCACCCUCAUCCCGAAGAAAAAGACCUGCUGGGAGACGCAUGACUCUAGCAGUUGCAGCUCGUGAAUCAUUCUCCUCCUUUCUUUCCUUUGGCAACCAAUUCCGCUUUCCAGGUUCAAGAAGUGGAAAUCGAUCCAAGCGCAGUAGUCUCUUCUCUCUCUCCGAACCGCAGAAUCAGCAACUGCGUCAGCACCAUCGUAAUCACCAACACCAUCCUCAUCCUUUUAUGCAUUUGCAUUUACAUCAUUCACCAAUCCGAGAUCAGGAGGAAAUCUCACCUCUGGCUCAGCCAAAGAGAUGUCUAGGCGGUGAAGGCGUCAAACAGAGCGAUCGCUUUUCUAGUCUGGAUGAUAUCUUCCACCGAACUUACUGCGCCAGGGCGCAGUUACAGCAUCCAGAAUGCAAGGAUAGUGAUGUGGAGGUAGCAAAGAAGGGGGAAUGA